Molecule: messenger RNA, 373 nt
Organism: Ambispora gerdemannii
Lineage: Eukaryota; Fungi; Glomeromycota; Glomeromycetes; Archaeosporales; Ambisporaceae
Source: the annotation of a GenBank genome assembly
ACAGCUCGUUAUAUUGGAAUUGACAGCAGCAUACCUUUCCCAUUACCCUAUCUUGGCAUUUAUAUGAGUCUUGGUGUGGCAUCUGAAGACAUAGAGUGCAACUAUACGUUAGACAUUGGGAUGAAAACACGAACAGAUGUCAAGGAUAGGAUGGGACAUUUGAGCAUUUAUGGACUCUCCAAGAGUGUGUAUGCAUGUCUUAAUGACAAAGAUAAUGAUGUAGAAUUAUUAUUGCACAAGUUGUUGAUAUCAUAUGUUGAUCCUGUUGAAAAAGAAGAUGGCGUUCUGUGGAAGGAACACAAAGCCAGUGAUGAAUGGGUCCAACAAUGCAAGCAAAUUGUGAAGAACAUGGAGCUUUUACGAUAUAAUCAAG